CGCGUGCACAACCGCAGGGGCCGACGCCGCGCUACAACGAUCACACGCACCGCCGCGCGAGCACACCACCGGCACCUCAGUCGUCGACCGGCGUUUGUACCGCGCGCACGUGUCCUCUAACCGGCCAACCACGGACAGCAACCCGGUAACCGAGCAUCGCGAGUGUUUUUUAAAAUCGUCGUUUUGUGUCGCGCGUUUUUGCGUUUGGUCAAUAAUAUUUCAUUCAUUUUCUACGGCCGUCGUGUGUUGUAACAGCGAACUUUAAUUAUUAUUUGUUUACCUCGUACAAGAGCGAAGUCGCCAAACCCCGUGUGACGUGUCGUGUCGUUUGUCGUACAACAACAUUCAGGAAUUAAAGAGUGAUUUGCCGCAAGACGAGGAUUUGUUAUCUACCCAUUAGGUAGAUGUUCCUGCGCUUGUACCCGACCAGACGAGGAUUCUACAAGGCCACUGUUCAAAUCUAUGGAUAGGGUGAUCGUUAUAAGUGGAUCUCGUUAAAGUUUAAGAAUACCUCUGUAAAAAUAUAUAGAUGGCAACGUCUCAACACGGACAUGCCCGGCGAUGGUUUUCUUCGUAAAAACAGCGCCUUCGUCAUCGUCGUCAUAGACUAACCGGAUACGCAUCCAUGACCAUGUUAAACACUGUGGAAAACGAGCAUCAACAGACCAACGGAGGCGGAAACGUGGUGACCAACGGCGGUACAGUUACCGCGACCGCGUUAUCCGGCUUGAACGGCGGCACGGGCACCAUGAUAGCCAGGGAGUGCGCCAAUUGCGGUAAGCGCAUCACCGAACGGUUCUUGCUCAAGGCUCUGGAUCUGUUCUGGCACGAGGACUGUCUCAAGUGUGGCUGUUGCGACUGUCGGCUGGGCGAGGUAGGCUCCACCUUGUACACCAAGGCCAACCUGAUACUGUGCAAAAGGGAUUACCUCAGGUUGUUCGGUGCGACCGGCAAUUGCGCAGCCUGCAACAAGGUAAUACCCGCGUUCGAAAUGGUGAUGCGAGCCAAAAACAACGUCUACCACUUGGAGUGCUUCGCGUGUCAACAGUGUAACCACAGGUUUUGCGUGGGCGACCGUUUCUACUUGUGCGAGAACAAGAUCCUGUGCGAGUACGACUACGAGGAACGGCUGGUGUUCGCCAACAUGGCCACGUACAACUCGUCCAGUCUGGCGCACAUAAGAAGGCAAGUCAGUAGAUUACAGUCAACGGCAAACGACAACGCCGACUCAACAACAACAGGAGACGUUGUAGGACCGACCGUCGAGGUGGACGGAAUCACCUCUCACCUGCCCGGGGCCGCUGCGAACGAACGCCGCCUGCACCCGCCGCCGCCUCACCGAAUACAACAACAACAGUACUCUUUGCCACAGCCGGGCGGCGUCGCCGGUGCCGGUGCUGCAUUGUUGUCUGCGAGUCAACCGGUGUCGUCCGCGGCCACAGCGACGGCGGCCGGAGCGGCGUCCGUGGUCGACGACGGCUCGAGCGGGUACGGCAGCCCGGACUCCGAAACGCUGCUCGAGCCAACGGCCAUGUCGGCCGCAGCCGCCACUGCCGCCGCAACUACCGCGUCGGUACAAUAGCGGCGUAUCGCUGUUUUGAACGACCCGCACGGUGGCCGCGUCGUACGUCGGGGUGCUGAUCCGCCGACGGGAUAGCAUAAAAUCAACGAUAAAUACAAUAUUAUCGUUUGUAAAUAAUUGUACGCUCCGUAUCGUUCUAGUCCUAAACGAUGCCAAAUUUAACUACCCAUUAUAAAAAUAUAUAUUAUAUUAUUACACAACGUUUAAAGAGAAAUAAAAUUAUUAUUAUUGUAUCGAAAUAAUAAUAAUAAUAAUAAUAAUGAUAAUGAUGAUGUUAAUUUGUUUUCCUUUCCUUUUGUUUUUGUUUCGUUAUCACUAUUAAUUAUUAUGUUAUUAUUAUUAUUAUUAUUAUUACUAUUGUAACAUCAUAUAUAUUAUUAUUAUCACUACCGUGCAGAUCGGAAAAAAGAUGUUGUAUGUACCAACCUAUGGACGUUAUGACGUGUGUAAAUUAUUAUGAUAUCCGUUAUAUUUAUUCAUUUAUGUAUCGUUUCUGUUUUAUACAACAAGAAACAGAAAAAAUUAAUUAUAUCGAACCCUUUAUCCAAACAACAUUGUCGCGCUGUUUUUAUAUUAUUAUUAUUAUUAUUAUUAUUAUUAUUACUGUGUACACGACCGGUGAAAUCAAUUAAACGCAAUAAACCGUAAAAGUUGUUAAGUUUUUGCUCUCUUUUUUUUUUUAUAUGGUACAUUGAAACUUGGUAUUUUUUUUCUCAAAUGCAAUAAAAUAUUUGAUAUAAUAACAUAAUACAUGUACAUUAGUCGAUUUUUAAAAACCACAAUAAUAUUAUGUAAAAUAUUAUGAUAAAAAUAAAAUGCUCAAGUUAUAAUUUAAUGAAGCGCACGUCAGACGUUUGUUUCUUUAAAAAAACGCGUUGCGUUUGAGAGACUUAAGUACUUGUUGUUGUAAUUUUUUUUGUUUUUGUCUACAUUAAAAAAGAAAAUGUAAUAUUAUUGUUCUAUUUCGUCUGACCGUAGUAACUCUUAAUCGGCUUAUAGUCUCUCCGACUACCCUUCUUGUCUCCUGAUCGCGAAUUUUGUACAGUAUAAAUAUUUAUAAUAUAAACUAUUUUUACGUGAAAACAUCUUAUCGAACUGCUAGUUCGUCUUAUAGUUUUUGUUUUUUUAUUUAAAUUAAUUAUUAUUGUAUUAAGUUAUAUUAUUCGACACACGCCCCACACUUGCGGACAAACACUUAUCGUUUUAAUUAUUAUUGUUGUUUAGUAUACAUAAUACAACUAUACAAACAAAUAGGAUUUUCCGGACAACUUAUACCCUGCCCGUUUAGAAUGUCUCUCGGAUCAAUUUAUGUUUUACUUAUUGUAGUUAUAUUUCAAUCGUAAUGUUUAAAAAAUAGUAAUAACAUUUCUUUAAUGUAUAACCUUGUAUAUCAUACACACCGGCAGUUAUAUUUAUUACUAAUAAUUUUGUUUUCCGUCUACCAUUAACAUAUCCGUUCAGAAGUUGUAUACGAAAUGUUGGGAUAAAAUAAAAAAAUAUCUGAUCUCAGAAAAAAAAAUCACUUGUUAGUUGUUUAUCAAGUAAUAGCUGGUGCAUUCUGGUGCUGUAUAUUGCCUAACGAA
This is a messenger RNA of Adelges cooleyi (spruce gall adelgid), 3165 nucleotides long. Its product is annotated as LIM domain only protein 3-like. The record is from RefSeq and is a predicted model, not a curated record. The coding region runs from base 626 to 1582 and encodes 318 amino acids. Gene Ontology annotation, molecular function: DNA-binding transcription factor binding; transcription coactivator activity. NCBI's taxonomy places the organism in Eukaryota, Metazoa, Arthropoda, Insecta, Hemiptera, Adelgidae. Gene Ontology annotation, cellular component: nucleus. Gene Ontology annotation, biological process: positive regulation of transcription by RNA polymerase II. The transcript has 8 exons.